This is a messenger RNA of Fusarium oxysporum Fo47, 789 nucleotides long. RefSeq names its product S-adenosyl-L-methionine-dependent methyltransferase. The transcript is spliced from 4 exons. The record is from RefSeq and is a predicted model, not a curated record. NCBI's taxonomy places the organism in Eukaryota, Fungi, Ascomycota, Sordariomycetes, Hypocreales, Nectriaceae. Bases 1 to 789 code for a protein of 262 amino acids.
AUGACCGACGUCGUGUCCGAAAACCAGGCUUAUUUUGGCAAGAUCGCCACCGAAUAUGACCAGCGCAAUGCGGAUGCGAUCGUGCAGCUAGAGCGCGGCAUCCAAGAGAGGAUUCCAUUCAUUAGCGUCAAGCAAGAUGCCAGGUUGCUGGACUACGCUUGUGGCACCGGCAUGCUUUCGAGGGUCUUAGCACAGCAUACGAGUGAGGCUAUAGGCAUUGACUUGUCGGAGGAAAUGGUUGGGGUAUACAACGCCCAGGCUCAAAGCCAGGGCUCUUCCCGCCAAGCCUAUCAAGGCAAUCUGGCUGAUCCUAAGGACCCCUCCCCUACAGCCUUUGCUGAUAGCAAGUUCUUCGGAUUCGACGUUGCAGGCGUGGGGCUCGGAUUCCACCACUUCGACAAGCCCGAUCUAGCAUCCAAGCAAUUGGCCGAGCGCCUCAACCCAGGCGGUGUCCUCUUCAUCAUUGACUUUGUUGCCCACAAGAUAGACCCCAAGGAUGCCGCUCUGCGUGGUAUAACACAUCAUGGGUUUACCGAGGACGAGAUCAAGAAGAUGUUUGAGGAUGCUGGACUUACAGACUUUGCUUACCAAGAGCUCCCGGAACCCAUCACAUUCAAGGAUUGUCACAGCCACGAUCAUGGCCACGAACACGGUCAUGGUCAUGGUCAUAAUCACGAGCACAACGAGGACAAUCACAGCGGCAGUGGGGAACAUGUUCAUGGCCAUGGAAAGAAAAAGGGCUCAUCUACGACUAAGAGGAUAUUUAUUGCCAGAGCGUCCAAACCAUAA